Triticum aestivum (bread wheat) is the source of this 1534-nucleotide messenger RNA. RefSeq lists its product as uncharacterized. Gene Ontology annotation, molecular function: protein binding. The record is from RefSeq and is a predicted model, not a curated record. The coding region runs from base 36 to 1259 and encodes 407 amino acids. Lineage: Eukaryota; Viridiplantae; Streptophyta; Magnoliopsida; Poales; Poaceae. The transcript is spliced from 3 exons.
UCUUCGAUCCCCGCUCCCUCGUACGUCCCACCACCAUGAGCGAGAGCAAGGGCCCUGGCAUAACCUGCCGUCGCCGCGGCAGCUCCCUGCCAGACGACGACGAUCUCCUUUGGGAGAUCCUCCUCCGCCUCCCGCCGCAGCCGUCAUCUCUCCCGCGCGCCUCCGCUGUCUGCAAGCAGUGGCGGCGCCUCGUCAUCGACCCCAGGUUCCUCUGCAGCUUCUACGUGCACCACCGGAAGCCGCCCCUUCUUGGCUUCUUCGGGUGCUACCACAACGUCGUGUUCACACCGGUCCUUGAUGCUCCCGACCGCAUCCCUCCUAAACGCUUCAACCUUGGACGCUACAGCUGCAGCCACAACCACGGUGCACUUGGCGGGACCCCCCACAAGAACUACGUGCUCGGAUGUCGCCACGGUCGUGUCCUCAUCAUUGACUCUGCAUCCAUGGAGAUCGUCGUGUGCGCCCCUGUCACUCACGAGCAGCGCCGCGUGGCCAUUCCGCCUAAGUUCAAAAAGGUUUUACACUACGUUAACGGGGCGGUGCUCUGUGCUGCCCGCAACCAGGGCCACGUGCAUGGCGGCUGUCACUCCAGCCCUUUCAAGGUCGUCUUGGUGAUCAUGUACAGCGAGGACAAUCAUCGACCCCUUGCAUGUGUUUAUUCCUCUGAAACCGACACAUGGGGCAAUCUCAUCUCAACGUCCGUUCCAUGUGUGGUUAUUGAUGCUUAUAGACCGGGGUCACUCGUUGGUAAUGCACUCUAUUGGUUGGAUACUAUGACAAAUGGCAUGCUUGAGUUUGAUUUGAAAGAUGAGAGUCUAGCUAUGAUCAGUGGUCCACCGGUUGCAGAUCACUCCAGCCAUAGUCAGAUCAUUCAGGGUGAGGAUGGCGCUCUUGUCUUUGCCAUAUUGUCUUAUCCACGCUUCUAUAUGUGGAACAGGAACAUCAAUGAUCACGGUGUUGCCACGUGGGUGAUGUGGAAGACCGUUGAAAUGCACAACAUUCUUCGGCCCCCUCUUCAGACUGAGAGAGGGGUGAGAGGGGCAAAAACUAUACUGGGAUAUUCGGAGGAUACUGAUGUGAUUUUUAUAUAUGUGAACGGUAGUGUCUACAUGGUUCAUCUUAAGUCAAUGCAAUCCAAAAACCUUCAUGAAACAAGCUAUAUCACUGACUACCAUCCUUUCACAGCUUUUUAUUCCCCAGGGAUAACCAAUGUUGGUGGAUGUGAUGGAGCUGAAGUCUUGCACGAUGCAUUGGGAUAACAAUCUGCUUUGAGUUGCUAAUGUGUUGAAACGUUUCAAUAGGCACAUUGGACAGUCAAAUCUAGCAGCUGGAGUCUUUGAAGCCUUGUUGACUGGCCUAUAUUGCCAUCAACUCUGGUGAUCAAGAUGUACGUCUUGGCUGUAGGCUACUGUGCUACGGCCUAAAGUUUGGCAACAGAAAAGUCACAUUCUAAAUCCAAAUUUGGCGAUGUGUAGGUUUAAUAAUUCAUAUUUGAAAUUUUUUUCACUUUAUCUUGUACAUCCACUUACAGGAG